AUGGGCUGGACCAUGAGGCUGGCCACAGCAGCCCUGCUCCUGGGCCUCGCGGCAGUGGUCACUGGAGAGGAGGAGGAGAAUGACUUGUGCAUGUACGAGGCCCUGCCUGACAACGACGCUGUCCUUUGCAAGGGCCUUAAGGUUUUCUACCCAGAGUUGGGUAACAUCGGCUGCAUGAUCGUUCCUGAAUGCAACAAUUACAGACAGAAGAUCACUACCUGGCCCGAACCAAUCGUGAAGUUCCCUCAGGCCCUGGAGGAUGCAGCCUACAUCCUGGUGAUGGUGGACCCUGAUGCACCCAGCAGGUCUUCUCCCAAAGCUCGAUUCUGGAGACAUUGGCUGGUGUCAGAUAUCAAGGGCACCGACAUGAAGAUAGGGAAGAUUCAGGGCCAGGAGUUAUCGCCCUACCAGCCUCCCUCCCCACCAGCACACAGCGGCUUACAUCGCUACCAGUUCUUUGUCUAUCUUCAGGAAGGAAGGACCAUCUCUCUCUCUCCCAAAGAAAACAAAACUCGAGGCUCUUGGAAAAUGGACACAUUUCUGAGCCACUUCCACCUGAGCGAACCUGAAGCCAGCACCCAAUUCAUGACCCAAUAUUACCUGGAUGCACUAAGUCGCCAGAACCCGGGAGUAGUAAGCAAUGAGACCACGGACAAACCUGAACCGAAAUAA
Messenger RNA from Rangifer tarandus platyrhynchus (Svalbard reindeer), 672 nucleotides. The record is from the annotation of a GenBank genome assembly. NCBI's taxonomy places the organism in Eukaryota, Metazoa, Chordata, Mammalia, Artiodactyla, Cervidae.